Messenger RNA from Candidozyma haemuli, 1182 nucleotides. Its product is annotated as pepsin-like aspartic protease. The record is from RefSeq and is a predicted model, not a curated record. The transcript has a single exon. Gene Ontology annotation, biological process: proteolysis. Lineage: Eukaryota; Fungi; Ascomycota; Pichiomycetes; Serinales; Metschnikowiaceae. Gene Ontology annotation, molecular function: aspartic-type endopeptidase activity. Bases 1 to 1182 code for a protein of 393 amino acids.
AUGCUUCCUUUCUUGACUAUCUUUUCUCUCGCUUUGGCCUUCACCAGCGCCUUGGUGGUGCCUGAAAACCACGCCGACUCUCUCCAGAAGAGAAACGGUGCUCCACUUAAGCUUGACUUCACUGUGAAGAAGACCUUUAACGAAUCCACUCCAGCUGUGGACAUUGGCGCUAAGGCUCAGGAGCUCACUACGCGUCUUUCUUUGUCCAAAAGACACGAGACCGCCAGUCUUACCAACGACAGAGAUAUCACCUACUUGCUUGACUUGAAGCUUGGUUCCAACAAGCAGCCUGUGACUGUGCUCUUGGACACUGGCUCUUCCGAUCUUUGGGUCUACGGUCCUAAGAUCCAGAACCCUCAGGGUGGCAGCUUUGACCCAUCCAAGUCUUCUGCCAAUAAGAAGACUGGUGAGGAUUUCUUCAUUUCCUACUUGGACGGUUCCUACGCCUUGGGUGAGUACGUCACUGACGACUUUGCUCUAGAGGACGGCAGAAACCUCUUGAACGAUCUCCAGUUUGCUGUGGUCGACAGAGCCCAGACCAACUCCCAGGGUAUCUUGGGUGUUGCUGACAAGAACCAGGAGGCCACCGACAACCAGUACGACAACUUGCCAUGGGCUUUGCAGAAGUCUGGUGUUACUCCAAAGGCUUCUUACUCUUUGUACCUUGGUUCUGAAGCCGAGGGCAAGGGUUCCAUCAUUUUCGGUGGUAUUGACACCGAGAAGUACGAAGGUGACUUGACCAAGUACCCUGUUGCUGGCACUAGAGGUUUGGCCCUUAACGUUGAAAGCGCUGAAGUCGCUGGCCAGACUAUUGACUUGGAUGCCGAGAUCCUCUUGGACUCCGGUACUUCUUUGAACUUGUGGCCUCAGCACCUUAUUGAUGCUGUUGGAAAGGAGCUUGGUGGUACUCUUACCCAGGGCUUCUACUUUGUGGACUGUGACCAGCCUACCGACAAGCACUUGACGUUCGACUUUGGUAAGAACAAGAUCAACGUUUCGUACCAGGACCUUGUGUGGAAGUCCCAGGGCUACUGUCUCUUGGGUGUCCAGCCAGGUACCAGCACUCUUAUCUUUGGUGAUGUCUUCUUGAGAUCUGCUUACGUCUACUACGACCUUUCUCAGAAGGAGAUCUCUAUCGCUCAGGCUAAGUACACCGAUGCUUCUAACAUCGUUGCAGCUUAA